AUGGCCUCCGUGUCGGAGCUCGCCUGUAUCUACUCGGCCCUCAUCCUGCACGACGAUGAAGUGACGGUGACGGAGGAUAAGAUCAAUGCCCUCAUCAAAGCAGCUGGUGUAAAUGUUGAGCCUUUCUGGCCAGGCUUGUUUGCAAAGGCUCUGGCCAAUGUCAACAUUGGGAGUCUCAUCUGCAAUGUAGGGGCUGGUGGACCUGCCCCUGCAGCUAGUGCUGCACCAGCAGGAGGUCCUGCCGCCUCCACCGCUGCUGCCCCAGCUGAGGAGAAGAAAGUGGAAGCAAAGAAAGAAGAAUCUGAAGAGUCUGAUGAUGACAUGGGCUUUGGUCUUUUUGACUAA
Molecule: messenger RNA, 345 nt
Organism: Pipistrellus nathusii (Nathusius's pipistrelle)
Lineage: Eukaryota; Metazoa; Chordata; Mammalia; Chiroptera; Vespertilionidae
Source: the annotation of a GenBank genome assembly